CGCGCUGCACAUUCUCUCCUGGCGGCGGCGCCACCUGCGGCAGCGUUCGCCCGAACAUGGCGACACGGAGCAGCAGGAGGGAGUCCCGACUCCCCUUCCUAUUCACCCUGGUCGCGCUGCUGCCGCCCGGGGCUCUGUGCGAGGUGUGGACGCAGACGCUGCACGGCGGCCGCGCGCCCUUGCCCCAGGACCGGGGCUUCCGCGUGGUGCAGGGCGAGCCGCGCGAGCUGCGGCUGUGGGCGCGCGGGGGGCCCCGGGGGGCGGACGAGAAGCCGCUCCGGAGGAGACGGAGCGCUGCCCUGCAGCCGGAGCCCAUCAAGGUGUACGGACAGGUUAGCCUGAAUGACUCCCACAAUCAGAUGGUGGUGCACUGGGCCGGAGAGAAAAGCAACGUGAUCGUGGCCUUAGCCCGGGACAGCCUGGCACUGGCGAGGCCCAGGAGCAGUGACGUGUACGUGUCUUAUGACUAUGGAAAAUCAUUCAAGAAAAUUUCCGAGAAGUUGAACUUCGGCGUGGGAAACAGCAGCGAAGCCGUGAUCGCGCAGUUCUACCACAGCCCCGCGGACAACAAGCGUUACAUCUUUGCAGAUGCUUAUGCCCAGUACCUCUGGAUCACGUUUGACUUCUGCAACACCCUCCAAGGCUUUUCCAUCCCAUUCCGGGCAGCCGACCUCCUGCUGCAUAGCAAGGCCUCCAACCUUCUCCUGGGCUUUGACAGGUCUCACCCCAACAAGCAGCUGUGGAAGUCGGAUGAUUUUGGCCAGACCUGGACCCUGAUUCAGGAACACGUGAAAUCCUUUUCUUGGGGUGUUGAUCCCUAUGACAAGCCGAACACCAUCUACGUCGAGCGGCACGAGCCCUCUGGCUACUCCACGGUGUUCCGAAGUACAGACUUCUUCCAGUCCCGGGAGAACCAGGAAGUGAUCCUGGAGGAAGUGAGAGACUUUCAGCUCCGGGACAAGUACAUGUUUGCUACCAAGGUGGUGCAUCUCCUGGGCAGUCCGCAGCCGUCUUCUGUCCAGCUCUGGGUCUCCUUUGGCCGGAAGCCCAUGCGAGCGGCCCAGUUUGUCACAAGACAUCCUAUUAAUGAAUAUUACAUCGCAGAUGCCUCCGAGGACCAGGUAUUUGUGUGCGUCAGUCAUAGUAACAGCCGCACCAACUUGUACAUCUCGGAGGCAGAAGGGCUGAAAUUCUCCCUGUCCUUGGAGAACGUGCUGUAUUACAGCCCAGGAGGGGCGGGCAGUGACACGCUGGUGAGGUAUUUUGCAAAUGAGCCAUUUGCUGACUUCCACCGAGUGGAAGGGUUACAAGGAGUCUACAUUGCUACUCUGAUUAACGGUUCUAUGAAUGAGGAGAACAUGAGAUCAGUCAUCACCUUUGACAAAGGUGGCACGUGGGAAUUUCUUCAGGCUCCAGCCUUCACAGGAUAUGGAGAAAAAAUCAAUUGUGAGCUCGCCCAGGGCUGUUCCCUCCACCUGGCCCAGCGGCUCAGCCAGCUGCUCAACCUUCAGCUCCGGAGGAUGCCCAUCCUGUCCAAGGAGUCCGCUCCCGGGCUCAUCAUUGCCACUGGGUCAGUGGGAAAGAACUUGGCAAGCAAGACGAACGUGUACAUCUCCAGCAGUGCGGGAGCCCGAUGGCGAGAGGCACUUCCUGGACCUCACUACUAUACUUGGGGAGAUCAUGGCGGCAUCAUCAUGGCCAUCGCCCAGGGCAUGGAAACCAAUGAGCUGAAAUACAGUACCAACGAAGGGGAGACCUGGAAAACGUUCAUCUUCUCCGAGAGCCCAGUGUUUGUGUACGGGCUCCUCACGGAACCCGGCGAGAAGAGCACUGUCUUCACCAUCUUUGGCUCCAACAAGGAGAAUGUCCACAGCUGGCUGAUCCUGCAGGUCAAUGCCACGGGUGCCUUGGGGGUUCCCUGCACGGAGAAUGACUACAAGCUGUGGUCACCGUCUGAUGAGCGGGGCAACGAGUGUUUGCUGGGACACAAGACUGUGUUCAAACGGAGGACUCCCCACGCGACGUGCUUUAACGGAGAGGACUUUGACCGGCCCGUGGUCGUGUCCAACUGCUCCUGCACCCGAGAGGACUAUGAAUGUGACUUUGGCUUCAAGAUGAGUGAAGAUCUGGCAUUAGAGGUCUGUGUUCCGGAUCCUGAGUUUUCUGGGAAGUCAUACUCCCCUCCUGUGCCUUGUCCUGUGGGUUCUACAUACAGGAGAACAAGAGGCUAUCGGAAGAUUUCUGGGGACACUUGUAGUGGAGGAGACGUUGAAACACGGCUGGAAGGAGAACUGGUUCCGUGUCCCUUGGCAGAGGAGAAUGAGUUCAUCCUGUACGCCGUGCGGAAGUCUAUCCACCGCUAUGACCUGGCCUCAGGAGCCACGGAGCAGCUGCCUCUCACUGGCUUGCGGGCCGCAGUGGCCCUGGACUUUGACUAUGAGCAGAACUGCUUGUAUUGGUCUGACCUGGCCUUGGACAUCAUCCAGCGCCUCUGUCUGAAUGGGAGUACGGGGCAAGAGGUGAUCAUCAACUCCGGCCUGGAGACCGUAGAAGCCUUGGCUUUUGAACCCCUCAGCCAGUUAUUGUACUGGGUGGAUUCUGGCUUUAAAAAGAUUGAGGUAGCUAAUCCAGAUGGUGACUUCCGACUCACGAUUGUCAACUCCUCUGUGCUCGAUCGGCCCCGGGCCCUGGUCCUCCUGCCCCAAGACGGGGUGAUGUUCUGGACUGACUGGGGAGACCUGAAGCCAGGAAUUUAUCGGAGCAACAUGGACGGUUCUGCUGUGCAUCGUCUCGUGUCAGAGGACGUGAAGUGGCCCAACGGCAUCGCUGUGGAUGACCAGUGGAUCUACUGGACAGACGCCUACUUGGACUGCAUCGAGCGGAUCACCUUUGAUGGCCAGCAGCGUUCCGUCAUCCUGGACAGCCUCCCCCACCCCUACGCCAUCGCCGUCUUAAGGUGGGGCCUCCUUGCUGCCACCUUGGGCGGUCUGUUAGAGCUGGGGAAGAGUAAUGAAAUCUACUGGGAUGAUUGGUCGCAGCUCAGCAUCUUCCGAGCUUAAUACACCGGCUCUCAGAUGGUGAUUCUGGCGAGCCAGCUCACGGGGCUGAUGGACAUGAAUUUCUACAAGGGGAAGACGACUGGAAGCAACGCCUGUGUGUCCAGGCCGUGCAGCCUGCUCUGCCUGCCCAGGGCCAACAACAGUAAGGCUGCCGGUGUCCGGAGGGCUUGUCCAGUCACUGUCCUCCCGUCCGGGGACCUGAUGUGCGACUGCCCGCAGGGCUAUCACGGGGAGAACGGCACCUGCAUCAAAGAAGAACCCUGUCUCCGUAACCAGUACCGCUGCAGCAACGGGAACUGUAUCAACAGCAUUUGGUGGUGCGACUUUGACAACGACUGUGGCGACAUGAGCGAUGAGAGAAACUGCCCUACUACCGUUUGUGAUCCGGAUACCCAGUUCCGUUGCCAGGAGUCCGGGACCUGCAUCCCCCUCUCCUACAAAUGUGACCUCGAGGAUGACUGUGGAGACAAUAGCGAUGAAAGUCAUUGUGAAAUGCACCAGUGCCGGAGUGACGAAUACAACUGCAGUUCGGGCAUGUGCAUCCGCUCCUCCUGGGUGUGUGACGGGGACAACGACUGCAGAGACUGGUCUGAUGAAGCAACAUGCACCGCCAUCUACCACACCUGCGAAGCCUCCAACUUCCAGUGUCACAACGGGCACUGUAUCCCCCAGCGGUGGGCGUGUGAUGGCGACAUGGAUUGCCAGGACGGUUCUGAUGAGGAUCCCGUGAAGUGCGAGAAGAAGUGUAACGGCUUCCGCUGCCCGAACGGCACCUGCAUCCCCUCCAGCAAGCAUUGUGACGGUCUGCGGGACUGCUCGGACGGCUCCGAUGAGCAGCACUGUGAGCCCUUGUGCACGCGCUUCAUGGACUUUGUGUGCAAGAACCGCCAGCAGUGCCUUUUCCACUCGAUGGUGUGUGACGGGAUCGUCCAGUGCCGCGACGGCUCAGACGAGGACGCGACGUUCGCAGGAUGCUCCCAAGACCCUGAGUUCCACAAGGUGUGCGAUGAGUUCAGUUUCCAGUGCCAAAACGGAGUGUGCGUCAGCUUGAUUUGGAAAUGCGACGGCAUGGACGAUUGCGGCGACUACUCUGACGAAGCCAACUGCGAAAACCCCACAGAAGCCCCAAACUGCUCCCGCUACUUCGAGUUCCAGUGUGAGAAUGGCCACUGCAUCCCCAACAGGUGGAAGUGUGACAGGGAGAACGACUGUGAGGACUGGUCUGAUGAGAAGGACUGUGGAGAUUCACACGUUCUUCCCUCCCCGACGCCCGGGCCCUCCACAUGUCUGCCCAAUUACUACCGCUGCAGCAGUGGGGCGUGCGUGAUGGACAGCUGGGUAUGUGAUGGGUACCGAGAUUGUGCAGAUGGCUCAGACGAGGAAGCCUGCCCCUCGCCUGCAAAUGUCACUGCUGCCUCUACUCCCACUCAGCGUGGGCGCUGUGACCGAUUUGAAUUCGAGUGCCGCCAGCCAAAGAAGUGUAUCCCCAACUGGAAACGCUGUGAUGGCCACCAGGAUUGCCAGGACGGCCAGGACGAGGCCAACUGCCCCACACACAGCACCUUGACCUGUAUGAGCAUGGAGUUCAAGUGUGAGGACGGCGAGGCCUGCAUCGUGCUCUCCGAGCGCUGUGACGGCUUCCUGGACUGCUCAGACGAGAGUGACGAGAGGGCCUGCAGUGAUGAACUAACUGUAUACAAAGUACAGAAUCUCCAGUGGACAGCUGACUUCUCUGGGAAUGUAACUUUGACCUGGAUACGGCCCAAGAAAAUGCCCUCUGCUUCUUGUGUCUACAACGUCUACUACAGGGUGGUUGGAGAGGGCAUAUGGAAGACUGUGGAGACCCACAGCAAUAAAACAAGCAUGAUAUUGAAAGUCUUGAAGCCAGAUACCACGUAUCAGGUUAAAGUCCAAGUGCAGUGCCUGAGCAAGGUGCACAACACCAACGACUUUGUGACUCUGAGGACGCCGGAAGGAUUGCCAGACGCCCCUCGCAAUCUCCAGCUGUCGCUCCACAGGGAAGAGGAAGGCGUGAUUGUGGCCCACUGGAUUCCUCCCGCCCACACGCAUGGCCUCAUUCGAGAGUACAUUGUGGAAUACAGCAGGAAUGCUUCCAGGAUGUGGGCGUCCCAGAGGGCUGCCAGCAACUUCACGGAAAUAAAGAAUUUACUGGUUAACACUCCGUACACCGUCCGAGUGGCUGCGGUGACUAGCCGUGGAGUAGGAAACUGGAGCGAUUCUAAAUCCAUUACCACCGUCAAAGGCAAAGUGAUCCCACCACCAGAUAUCCGCAUUGACAGCUACAGUGAGAAUUCUCUAAGCUUCACCCUGACCAUGGAUAGUGACGUCAAGGUGAAUGGCUAUGUGGUGAACCUCUUCUGGGCAUUUGACACCCACAAACAAGAGAAGAUAACUUUGAACUUCCGGGGGAACAUCUUGUCGCACAAAGUUACCAAUCUGACCGCUCAUACAUCUUAUGAGAUUUCUGCCUGGGCCAAGACUGAUUUAGGGGAUAGCCCUCUGGCGUUCGAGCAUGUCAUGACCAAAGGAGUCCGCCCACCUGCUCCUAGCCUCAAAGCCAAGGCCAUCAAUCAGACUGCAGUGGAAUGCACCUGGACUGGCCCCAGGAAUGUGGUUUAUGGCAUUUUCUACGCUACAUCCUUCCUUGACCUGUAUCGCAGUCCGAAGAGCUUGACUACUUCACUCCACAACAAAACAGUCAUUGUCAGGAGGGAUGAGCAGUAUUUGUUUCUGGUCCGGGUGGUGGUGCCCUACCUAGGGCCGUCCUCCGACUACGUUGUGGUAAGGAUGAUCCCGGACAACAGGCUCCCACCUCGUCACCUGCAUGUGGUUCGCACCGGCAAAACCUCGGCUGUCAUCAAGUGGGAAUCCCCGUAUGAUUCUCCUGACCAGGACCUGUUGUAUGCAAUUGCGGUUAAAGAUCUGAUAAGGAAGAGUGAUAGAAGCUACAAAAUAAGAUCCCGCAACAGUACUGUGGAAUACACCCUUAACAAGUUGGAACCUGGAGGAAAAUACCACGUCAUUGUCCAACUGGGGAACAUGAGCAAAGAUUCCAGUAUAAAAAUCACCACAGUUUCAUUGUCCGCACCUGAUGCCUUAAAAAUCAUAACAGAAAACGACCACGUCCUUCUGUUUUGGAAGAGUCUAGCUUUGAAGGAAAAGCAUUUCAAUGAAAGCAGGGGCUAUGAGAUACACAUGUUGGAUGGAGCCAUGAAUAUCUCAGCUUACCUUGGGAAUACUACUGACACUUUCUUUAAAAUUUCCAACCUGAAAUUGGGUCAUAAUUACACUUUCACUGUGCAAGCAAGAUGCCUUUUUGGCAGCCAGAUCUGUGGGGAGCCUGCUGUCCUGCUGUAUGACGAACUGGGGUCUGGUGCGGGUGCGUCCUCGGCCCGGGCGGCCAGGUCUACGGAUGUGGCCGCCGUGGUGGUACCCAUCCUGUUCCUGAUACUGCUGAGCCUGGCGGUGGGGUUUGCCGUCCUGUACACGAAGCAUCGGAGGCUGCGGAGCAGCUUUACCGCUUUCGCCAACAGCCACUACAGCUCCAGGCUGGGCUCGGCCAUCUUCUCCUCCGGGGACGACCUGGGGGAAGAUGACGAAGAUGCUCCUAUGAUAACUGGAUUUUCAGACGACGUCCCCAUGGUGAUAGCCUGAAAGAGCUUUUCCUCACUAGAAACCAAAUGGUGUAAAUAUUUUAUUUGAUAAAGAUAGUUGAUGGUUUAUUUUAAAAAGAUGCACUUUGAGUUGCAAUAUGUUAUUUUUAUAUGGGCCAAAAACAAAAGACAAAAACAAAAAACAAAAAAAAAAAAGGAAAGAAAGGAAUGAGUACACUUUGUAGUCAUCAACUGUGAACUUCCAACCAGGUUGAUUUUAGUAACCAAAUUGCUUUAAUUUCAUAUUAAUGUAGUCUUACAGGGCUGUGCUUGCUGGGCAUGCUUUUAAGUCUGUGAGAUCAUUUUGAUUCAAUAAACUGGCCAUUCUUUUUAUUUUUCUAAGACACAGAAAUGUAUUUAAUAGAAAAACUUCAAGAGAGGGUGACGGGUGGGACCCCCCCCUCCUCCUUGAAGGUGUGCUCAAACUUUAAAUUUCGUUCAGAUUCAGUUUACAUGAAAGUGUGUGUGUGAUAGGGGAAGGUUCUUUCCUGUUACUUUGUUAAUUUAUUGGGACUCUGUAUAAGGCAAGGCUUUAGCGGUCAUCUGACACCAACACUGCCCGUUAGGAACCCCUCGCCUUGUAGGGUCGAGGGGUGGGGAGCCGCAGUAGUUUUGUCGCCACUCCGGAAGCAAUCCAUUUUUAGUCACUCGUGUGUCACCUGAUGGUAUUUGGCAGGAGAGCGCAUUGAGCCAUUGCUCCGUUUCAGUCAAACAGACAGCAAUUUCUUCUCUGACGCUGAGGGAGUCUUACUAUAUGCGCCUUUCACAACUACAAAAACGAUAGCCCUGCUUUAUUACACCCCGGUGUCAUGGCCCUUGAAAAAAAAAAAAAAAAAAAAAAAAUCACCCGGGUUGUGGGAGAAUCCUAGGUCUGUGCCAUGAUAGAUACACUGGCAGACAUAGUACCUGCUUUGUCCUUUUUGGCUUUUUUGUUUUUACUCACCACUGAAGAAUCUCGAAUGUAAAAUUUUGUAUUUGUGUUGAGGUGGCCACUUACUGUCUUUAAAAAUCUGCACUGAUAUAUGCAGUCAUUUUGAAUUGGGUCAGUGCCUUCUCUCUCUCUCUCUCUCUCUCUUUUUUUUUUGUUUCCUUCCACCUGCUUCCCCCAUACCCCUGCCCAGUUUAAAGAGUCCUGUUCGCUCUUAACAGAGAUACAGGAGAUCGACAAAUCCGAGACCGUUCUAUCCAGUUUGCAGCUGGAACAAGACCAGAGUUUAUUCUCUCUGUAGAACAAGCUGAGCUUUUUUUUUUUUUUUUCUUCUUCUGCCUUUAAAUGCCACCCUAGUAUUCAGUUCAUGGCCACUUGAUAGGUACGUGGAAUCCAUUGUGGACUGAUGGCCGCCCUUUAGACCUAGCGUCGUAGGCACCAAUGUCCGGCGUUGUUGUGACUCCUACCGUACGGACCUCACUGCAGAACCUCUCAGCCGAGAAGCAGUGAGCUCUGGGGAUAGUCCAAAGUCAUGUUUCUGAAUGUGUGUCCUUUACGUGCGAGCUUUGUAAAAACCCCAUCUCCUCUGGGAUGCUUUACAUCACCUUCUCACAAGUAUUUGCUUUCUUUUAACCAAAAGUAUCGUUCUUGGGUGAUAAUAUAGUUUCGCUCUAGCUAGUGGUCGUCUGGAAAACAAAGAGCCAGUUCCAUUUUUUUCGUUCUAAAAGUUUUAAUUUAUACAUGUAUAUAUUUUCAGGGAGGAGUGUCUUAAACUAUAGACAUGUAGCAUGUUGCGUGGGUAAGGCUCCCUUUUAUUUUAACACGUGGUGGUCAUGACGAGCCUCCUUCCACAUUUUCUCCCUUCUUUCUCUCUCCUUUGUUACUUUUUCAAAGAAUGGAAGUUCUUUGGUUUUAUCUCGUGUUGUCUUGGGGUUUUGUUCGGAACUCCAAGGCCUACCCCUCACCCCCACCCCUUUAAGUGAAGCUCUUUUAGUAGCUAAAAGAUAAACAGUCUGGUGGGAGGCAAGUCAUUUAAUUGAACUCCUAGAAAGUAUGUUUUCUUCUUCUCUUUUUCGGCCAACUUUUUGGUGGCAUUUGUGAAAGCUGAUAUAAAAGGCUCUGAGACUUUAUUUUCGGUUAUUCUGUAGGCAGGCCUUUGUUUACAGGGCCUGUGUCUCCAGUUGGCAACUUGAGAUAGAUACCUGAGCUUCCACUUCUCGUCUCCAGCGCCUCCCAGUGCUUAGUGCACAGUACUGUAUAGACUGGCCAUCACCCCUCUCCUCGGAAAACGCCACUGUGCUGUUUGAGAAAAAGCAGCCUUUUAGGGCUAGAGUAUUUUAUAUACACAGAAGAGCUAAGUUUCUGAAGACUAAGCUAGGUAGAUACAGCUUAUGUGCAAAUUGUAUAUUUUUAUGAACUUUUGAAGCACCCACUCUUCCUUCCCUCCGCGUAGCUUUGUGGGGUUGUGGUGUCUAUACGCUGUCUGCAGGAGUCCAGAGGUUGGAGUGACCAUAGGAAAUGAGAACGCAAACUAUGUGCAGCCUUUGAACGUGACCAGAUCAUUGUCUUCACUGUGACCAGUUGGAGCCCCUGGUUGUUUGUGAAGAAGGGGCUUUGUACCUCGUUGGAGAUGCCACCUCAAAAGUUCACACCGUACAGGAAAAGAGUUCUCUUCUCUUCCAGCGCACACGUUAGGAUGUCAGCAGCCCGCAUGCACGUGGACCACGACGGACCACGAACGGACCGCUAAAAUUUGGCAGGCAGGGGCACUGUGUACAGAGUUUUCUCCGGAAGCUGACUUUGCCCCUAUGGGUAUCGAAUGCCCCUCGAGCCUGAGGAGACACGGGUCCAUGCGGAUGACAUGACAAAGAGUAGAAUUCUGCAGAGGAGUCUGGGGAGAAGCCACGUCUAUGCAGGCAUUUCCAGACAGGUGAGAAGUUCCAGUAACUCCUGGCUGCCCCGGCAUACUGGGUACAUGGUUAUGAUGCCGGGAAACUGGUGGAAACUUGGGACUUUGGGGACAGAGGUUCCUGGGGUUCCAUCUCUGCUAGUAUCUCUAGGGAUAUUUGGGUGGAACAGGUGUGGGACGCAGAGCUACAUGCUCUCUCCUGCCCAUCAUCCUGGCCUAUUAGAUUAAGCUACGCUUCAGCCUGUUAAGGAACGUAACCCUUCUCAGAUAGCGGCCAUUCUGGGGGAACUGGGGAGGGCGAUGGUGUGGUGAGGCUCUUGUAGAUAACCACCCACCUCCCCUGGGAGAAUCUUACCUUCAAACAUCCACCCGGCGGUCACUCCAUCUUAUAAGAUGAUAGUCCCGGUACUUCCUUAAGGGCAGAAACCUCAUCUUGGUAGGUUUGGGUGGUCACUUUCCUACUAAGGGGAUCAUGGUGAAUCUCCGAGAAGAUUUUUCUCUUCCUUCGGCAGAGUCGGGAGACCCCUCACUCAAGGGGUCCAGGAGAUAAAUCAACCGAAUACCAUCUCCAUGUUGAUUUUCCAAAUUGACCCUCAAACCCUGUGCAGAAUCUUCACUUUGUUGAGAUUGUAUCUUGACAUUCCUAGCAUGUUAUUUUUCUUAACUGGAGUGUGUGCUGCCUUUCAGGUACAAUUUUUGUGUAAUAAAAGCCAGUGCAUUAAGUUCAUAUAGACUACUUUCUAUGCAAGACUGAGAUAUGGAAUAGAUAGCAAGAGGUAUGCAUAGUCGGGUACAUGGACAAUGAACACGUUCUCGGAAUGGGAACCACCAUUGAACGUGGGUUGAGGGAGGAUAGGUUGUGCGUAUGUUUCUGCCACCGAUUUUGAGCAGCCGUGUUAGGAAUUAAAUCCUCAGAGCCAAGUAACCAAGAAUGGUAUUUGUUUCAUGUACAAUAACGCAAAUGGAAUAAGUAUGAAUGCUGAGGGAACAUUAUUCUCAGAUAUUCCAUGUCAUUUCUCAUCUAAAGACUCUUGUUACAAAUUAUUAGAAACUUUAGGCAAAAUCGAAAGCAUUGGAAGCAAAACAAAGGCCUACUCUGCUCUCAUUUAAGUGAAACACCGUAUACUUGUUUCUCUCCAAGGUGACAUUAGGCAUUUAUGAUUUCGAUUGCCUUGACGCGUUUCCAAAUCACCAAUUUAUGCUGAAGAUUUUACUAUAUUGUUGCACAGUUUUACGAUAAUUUUUUGUCUCAAUGUCAACUUUUUUCACUGAAUAAAAAUUUAACUGGGUGAAGGAGACACCUAUAUGAGAACCCA
This is a messenger RNA of Lynx canadensis (Canada lynx), 10886 nucleotides long. It is a transcript of the gene SORL1, whose product is annotated as sortilin related receptor 1. Gene Ontology annotation, biological process: protein targeting to lysosome; protein retention in Golgi apparatus; post-Golgi vesicle-mediated transport. Gene Ontology annotation, molecular function: protein binding. The record is from RefSeq and is a predicted model, not a curated record. Lineage: Eukaryota; Metazoa; Chordata; Mammalia; Carnivora; Felidae. Gene Ontology annotation, cellular component: Golgi apparatus; membrane.